UCUCAUUUUCCUCUUUCUGACUUUCUCUGAUUAUUUGCAAUUCAACAAAUCAGUUUCAUUUUGUGUUUUGCAUGUGUUCAAGUUGCUUUGAUUAAAGGUAGGUACUGACAUUAAAAUUAAAAACCUUUAAUUUUGUUAGUUUGUUUCUCUCUUGCGUUAAUUCCCCAUUUUCAAUGUUCAGUUUUUUGUUUAAGUCUUAAUUGAUUUUAGAUAUUAUUAAUGGGAUUUGGGUCCGGGCAGUAGAGUUAUUGAAACACGGCAAUUGAUGGUCUUUGGAUCCCAGUUUGAGCUGGCCCAGUCCAGUUUAGGUUUAAAAAGCCCACUGCUGGAAGCCUACUGCAGAAAGUUAAUAAAACAAAAGCAGUAAUUGAGCGAGUAAAAGAAAUUUGUAAUUAUCUAGAGUUUAGAGGGUAUUAAGGGAUUUUAACCUAAGGGAAUCUUUUCUGUUAUAACUAAAAGAAGGUUCUAGAAGAAAGAAAAGGUGGUCUCUCCAAAAAGAAAAUAGAAAUAAAUGAGAUUUUUGGGGUCUAAGAGUCAAUAACAAAAGUUAAAAAGGUGAGGGUGAAUUAGUAAAAUGGAGUUGUUGCCCUAUAAUCCCUUCUAUAAAAGGCUCAUUUUCAGUCAUUUUGAAGGGGUCUUAGACAGAAAAUAGAGUGAGACGGCUGCUAGAAAAUUUAGGUUCCAAAUCUGAGUUUUAAUAGCUGCAAAGACACUCCAAAAACAAAAAGAAAAUAGCCAAAAAGAGGGAUUAAAAGCUGCUUCUAACCUCUCUGGAUCCUUGCAUCAUUUCUGGGUUCAAAAGCUUGGUUUGAUUUGAAAGAAAUUGCUGGUUUUACUGCUGCUGUCACUCUGUUGUUUAGCUGGGAUUUGGAUUGUCUUCCUGAUUUCUGCUGCUGAUCUGUUUUAAGCUCGUUAAUUAGCUGUUUUCCUUGGCCUUUAUUUGGCAAGAGUUCAGCUCCAUUUACAAAUUUAGAGAUUAUCGGAGAAGUUCAAAAAGGAUAUGGAGGUAGAAUGUACUAGAAUACAUCAAAAAAUAGCUUUAUCAGAAAAAAGGAUUCAAAAUGACAUCAAGGCUUUAAAGAAAAACCUAAGAUCAAAGAUUGAUACUUUAUUGAAGCUUCUUGACAAACCUCAUGAAAAGACUAUAGAGAGAGAACCUAGUGUUCCAAUUAGCAAAGAUGCAGUUGAUGAUCAAUGUGAUGAUAUAGAUGUGCAUGUAGAAGAUCAUUAUGAAAGCGAUUAUAGAGAUGCGCAUCUAGAAGAUGAAACUGAUAUUGGCAUCGAAAUCGGGAAAAAAUCUUUUGAUGGAGUGCAAGUUCAAGAUGGAAUGGAAUGUCAAGACGAUCAGGAUUUAGAAAAUCUAUUAGGAACAAGUAUAAGUGAGAUUGUAUGCAAAUGUGUUGAAGAAAUAUAUGAUCUAUCUACACCUCUCUCACAUAAAGAGAAAUUUGGAAAUCAAAAUGAUGCCAAUCAAGAAUCUUUUGAAGCUGCAAGGAAAGAAGAUGGAGUGGACUAUCAAGAUAAUGAAAUUUCGAAAGAGAGAAGUGGAUGACAAUCUCAAGACAUAGAAAAUACCCAAGGGUCAAGCAUAAGUGAGAUUGUUUGCAAAUGUAUAGAAGGAACGUAUGAUAUCUCUACACCUCUCUCUCUUACAGACAAUAUUGGAAGCCAAAAAAAUGCUAGUCAAGAUAGUGAUUUAACUGGCAUGAUCUUGACAGUUGCAAAAGAAUCUUGUGAACUUGCAAUCGAAGAACAUGGAGAACAGUUGCAAGAUAAAGAAAAUGCAAUCAAUAUGUUACCUCCAUUGUCUGUUAAAGAAAUACAAGAAGGCAACGUGGCCAACACAGAGCAAAACAAAAAUGAAGCCGUUAACCAAUAUACUAGGAAAAUGAAGAGAGAUAGUAUUGGUUUUGAUGGUCUAUCAUUUACUAUUCUUACUCCUACUCCUCCGACUACACAAAUGAGCAUUGAUGAGGGUUUGUCUAUGGAGGUUGAAGGAAAUGUUGAAGAAGAGCUUGGUCGAGGGAAAAGGAAUAAGAAGCUUAGUUGGCAAUUGAAAUCUCCUUUUGAACAGAAAAGAAAAAGAGGAACAUCGAUGGCACACAAUGAAAAUACUCCUAAGUAUACAGGCUGGAUAAAAUCAAAAUAUACUCGUACAUGUAUUUUUCAUUAUGCCAAAGAUGAUGAAAACUUAUUGAAGAAAUUCAUUGGGUGGUUGGGCAAGGAGAAAAGGAAAGGUCGCAAAAAAGUGGGACAAACUGAUAUAUAUGCUGAGGAUAAUGGUGUGAGAAAGAAUCCAUAUAAAUCGUACCAUCAAAAAAUCAAUAGAAAAAUGUUCUUCCUUGAGCUUGCAGAUAGUAGCUUUGUACUUGAUGAUAAGCAUAUUGACAUUGCCCUGUAUUAUUUGAGAAAGAAGGAAUGCUACCACCCUUGCGCCCAUCCUUAUCGUUGCACAACUACAGAUAUACUUUUUGAUAACUAUAUGCUAAUUGUGUAUAAGGAUUUCAAUGAAGAUACUUCAGAUUUAUUUUGAUGUGAUGAUAAUUAGUUGGUUCUCACACCAUAUGUGUGGGGUGACAAUCGUAGAUGUGGAAUUGCUUGGACAGAGGUUGACAAAAUCUUUUUUCCAUGUCGGCUUCCUUCAGAAGAUAAUGAUGUUGUGACACAUUUUCUUUUGGGGGUAUGAGAGAAAGUUUGAUGUGUACGAUUCCAUAUAUAGUGAGCCAUAUGAGCAAGGAAUGAAACACAUUGAAAUGUACGCAUGCAUGAUCCCCACUUGCUAAAGUUCUCACAGUUUGAGAAAAAUCACAAAUCUUUUGGAAAUGCAUUCAACAAAUUUGAUAUUCGGUGGCAAAGAUCACCGCACCAAACUGGAUCGACUGAUUGUGGUGCAUUCCUAAUCAAGUAUGUGGAGUUGUUGAUGAUGGAAAAGGAUGUGGAAAAAUUCCAACCUGAGGACAUAUCAAACUUCAGAAAAGAACUUGCAGCAAAUCUUUGGGCACAUGAAGAGUGGAAAAGAAAUUCUGGUUAUGAUACACCACCAAAAAAUGUCGGUGACGAUUAUGAUAGUGAAAAUAAAACUUCCUGCCCAGAGGAGAUGUAGUGUAGUUGUAAAGAAAGUCAGCUGUAGUGAAAUUGGUAUAAAAUUGUUGUAAAGAAUCCAUAUGAAUUCUGAAAUAUCCUGUAAAUUGUCACAAGGCACUUUAUUUUGUUUGCAUAGCAUAAAUAUUUGGUCACAGCUAUGCUAAAUUACAGUUUCAGCAGUAAUAUG
Molecule: messenger RNA, 3271 nt
Organism: Nicotiana tabacum (common tobacco)
Lineage: Eukaryota; Viridiplantae; Streptophyta; Magnoliopsida; Solanales; Solanaceae
Source: RefSeq, a predicted model, not a curated record